This is a messenger RNA of Plasmodium falciparum 3D7, 1662 nucleotides long. RefSeq names its product tubulin--tyrosine ligase family protein. Gene Ontology annotation, molecular function: tubulin-tyrosine ligase activity; ligase activity. NCBI's taxonomy places the organism in Eukaryota, Apicomplexa, Aconoidasida, Haemosporida, Plasmodiidae. The record is from RefSeq and is a predicted model, not a curated record.
AUGCGCAUACAUCCUAUAUACCACAGCAACACAAUGGAUAAUAAUUCCAUAGACAGCGAUAAUAACAAAUUCGCUGCACAUUUAAAAAAUAAAAAAGCGCUUUACAAAAUUUAUUUACAUAAUACACGAUAUGAUAUCAUAAAAAAAGUUGUAAGGGAUUCCGAAAAUUGGACGGAGGCGAGUAUAAAUUGUAACGACUGGGAUGUUAUGUGGAUAGAUACAUCCAUAUGUGAAGAAAGGUUUAGAAAACUAAAAAAGUUUCAAAAAAUAAAUCAUUUUAUUGGUAUGCGUGGUAUAACGAGAAAAGAUGAAUUAUGUAAGAAUUUGAAAAAAAUGAGAAAGCAUUUUCCUCAAUGCUACAAUUUUUUUCCGAUGACCUGGAUAUUACCAAAUGAAGUUUCCGAUUUUAAGAGUUAUUUUAAAAGAAAAGGUAGUUCAAAAACAUAUAUAGUAAAAUUAAAAAAUUCAUGUCAAGGGAAAGGUAUAUAUUUAACAAAAAGUUUAGAUGAUAUUAAUAAAUAUGAAAGUUGUAUAAUUCAGAAAUAUAUACAUAAACCAUUAUUAAUAAAUGGGCUAAAAUUUGAUAUAAGAUUAUAUGUAUUAUUAACAGGAUGUGAUCCUUUAAGAAUAUUUUUACAUGAAGAUGGUUUAGUUCGCUUUUCUAUAGAAAAAUAUAGAUUACCAAAAAAUAAGAAUUUAAAACAUAUAAAUAUGCAUUUGACAAACUUUUCUAUAAAUAAAAUGUCUGAUAAAUUUGAGUAUUCAUUAAAUCCUGAUGAUGCAACAAUAGGACAUAAAAGAAGUUGGAAAGUAUUUCUGCAAAAAUUAAAAGAGCAAGGAUUACCAAUGGAUUGUAUAAUGAAAAAAAUAGAACAUUUAAUUGUAAAAACGAUAUCUUCAAUACAACCAGAAUUAAAUCAUUAUUAUAAUUCUGCUCAUUAUAGUGACUAUUCUAAUAGUAUGUGUUUCGAAAUUUUAGGUUUUGAUAUUUUAUUAGAUUAUAAACUAAAACCAUGGUUAUUAGAAGUAAAUCAUUCACCCUCAUUUUCUGUAUCAUCCAAAGUUGAUCAAAAAGUUAAAUAUGCUGUUAUAAAAGACACAUUAAAUAUUUUAUAUAUGCAUUCUAAAUAUAGACAAAUAUAUAUACAAGAAUAUUUAAAUCUACACAAGUUCAGAAAAUUGUAUAAUGAUUUAUUAAUACAAAAUAAAAAAGAAUUAAAAAAAAAAUUAACUAUCAGCCGUUUUCAUUAUGAAAAUAAAAACUUAGGAGGAUAUAAAAGAUUAUAUCCUCUUCAAGAUUUAUUAGAAUAUCAAAAUUUAAUACUUUUUGUAUCUAAUACAUGGAACAAAUCUAUUGGUAUACCUUAUACUUUGAAACAAGAUACAUACGAAUAUUUAUUUCAAACAGAUGUUACAAAAAAGAAAUUAUCUACGGACUCAUUUCUUUCCCAAAAUCAAACUUAUGAAGAAUAUCAUACGAAAACUAUGUUAACAAAAAAAAGUGUAAAGGACAAACAAAAUAUAUUAACAAAUAAGAAUACUAUGCAGGUCAUACAAACAUUUGACUCAUCUCAAAAGGAUUUUCAGAAUAAUUUGCACUACACAAAAAUGUAUGUAAACAGGCCAAACGUGAACAUAAGUAACUGUUCAACGUCUUGUUGA